Lottia gigantea (owl limpet) is the source of this 525-nucleotide messenger RNA. RefSeq lists its product as hypothetical. The coding region runs from base 1 to 525 and encodes 174 amino acids. The transcript is spliced from 6 exons. Gene Ontology annotation, biological process: double-strand break repair via homologous recombination; telomere maintenance; reciprocal meiotic recombination. Gene Ontology annotation, cellular component: replication fork; Rad51B-Rad51C-Rad51D-XRCC2 complex; centrosome. Gene Ontology annotation, molecular function: four-way junction DNA binding; single-stranded DNA binding; ATP-dependent activity, acting on DNA. NCBI's taxonomy places the organism in Eukaryota, Metazoa, Mollusca, Gastropoda, Lottiidae. The record is from RefSeq and is a predicted model, not a curated record.
AUGGAUAAGUUUUGUAUGAGUUGUGUAUGUACAGCCUUAAAGAAUGGAUACAGUGUGUAUUAUAUAGAUACAUCAUGUAGCUUUAGUGCAUCCAGAAUACAUGAAUUACUAGGUAAACAGUGUGAGAAUAUAGAAAGUUUGUUAUCUUCUAUCCAACAUAAAGUUUGUUCUGAUAUAUUUGAAAUAUUUGAAUUUUUAGAAGAAAUUAUCACAUUACUUCAAACUAAGAAAGUCACUGUCUCUUCUGUAGGAUAUGGUUUACUAGUCAAGUUAGGACAGAAGUUGAAAUAUUUAGCUGUUCAAUAUUCUACAACUGUUUUGAUAACUAAUAAUGUGGUAUAUACUGAAGGUAGUAAUGCUGUGCCUAGUUUAGGACGAGCCUGGUCUCAUAUACCACACACUAGAAUAAUGAUAGAAUUAAAUCAACAGUCAAACUCUUUAGAGAGAAAAAUAGUUCUGAUCAAAAGUUCCAUGCAGGCAGUACCUCAAGAAUGUGUGUAUUUUAUACAGGAAGGUGUGGGUUAA